Vitis vinifera (wine grape) is the source of this 3783-nucleotide messenger RNA. Its product is annotated as disease resistance protein RML1A. Bases 1 to 3783 code for a protein of 1260 amino acids. Gene Ontology annotation, biological process: defense response; signal transduction. The record is from RefSeq and is a predicted model, not a curated record. Gene Ontology annotation, molecular function: ADP binding. NCBI's taxonomy places the organism in Eukaryota, Viridiplantae, Streptophyta, Magnoliopsida, Vitales, Vitaceae. The transcript has 5 exons.
AUGGAUUCUUCUUCAUCUUCACUGGCUUCUUCAAUUUCUUCUUCUUCUGAUUGGAAGUAUGCUGUGUUUCUCAGCUUUAGAGGAGAGGAUACUCGCAAUAAUUUUACUGGCCAUCUCUAUAAAGCUUUGGACCAAAAAGGAAUUGAAACCUUUAUGGAUGAUAAGAAGCUUAGAACAGGUGAAGAGAUAUCUCCCACACUUGUUACAGCAAUCCAAAGAUCAAGGUGCUCUAUCAUUGUUCUGUCAGAAAAUUAUGCAUCUUCCAAGUGGUGUCUAGAGGAACUUGUGAUGAUACUAGAGUGCAAAAGAACCAAAAAUCUGAAGGUUGUGCCUAUCUUCUACAAUGUGGAUCCAUCACAUGUUCGGAACCAGACCGGAAGUUUUGGGGAAGCCCUGGCUAAACAUAAAGAGAAUUUGAAGAUCAAGGUAGAGAAGGUGCAGAAGUGGAGGGAGGCUCUAACUCAAGUUGCCAAUUUAUCUGGCUUGCAUUCCGUGAAGAACAAGCCUGAGGCUCAACUUAUUGAGGAAAUCAUUGCAGAUAUUUCCAAAGAUUUAUAUUCUGUACCUUUGAAAGAUGCCCCAAACCUAGUGGCAGUGGAUUCUUGUAUAAGGGAACUGGAAUCGUUAUUAUGUCUUCCGUCAAUGGAUGUUCGUAUGGUAGGAAUUUGGGGUAUGGGUGGCAUCGGUAAGACCACCCUUGCUAGAGCUAUUUAUGAACAAAUUUCUGGCCAAUUUGAAGGUUGUUGCUUUCUUCCCAAUGUAGAACAUUUGGCAAGUAAAGGUGAUGACUAUUUAAGAAAAGAACUUCUUUCAAAGGUACUAAGGGAUAAAAACAUAGAUGUGACAAUCACUUCGGUGAAGGCAAGAUUUCACUCAAAAAAGGUCCUUAUUGUUAUCGAUAAUGUGAACCACCGGUCAAUAUUAAAAACUUUAGUAGGAGAACUUGAUUGGUUUGGGCCACAAAGUAGAAUCAUUAUAACAACCAGGGAUAAACAUGUUCUAACCAUGCAUGGAGUGGAUGUUAUUUAUGAAGUCCAGAAAUUACAAGACGAUAAAGCCAUUGAGCUCUUUAAUCAUCAUGCCUUUAUAAACCACCCUCCUACAGAAGAUGUUAUGGAGCUCUCUCAGCGUGUAAUAGCUUAUGCUCAAGGUCUUCCAUUGGCUCUUGAAGUUUUAGGAAGUUCUUUAUGCAAGAAAAGCAAAGAUGAAUGGGAAUGUGCACUGAAUAAACUAGAAAAAAUCCCUGACAUGGAAAUUCGCAAAGUGCUUCAAACAAGUUUUGAUGAGUUAGAUGAUGACCAGAAGAAUAUAUUUUUGGAUAUUGCCAUUUUUUUUAAUGAGGUGGAAGAAGAUUUUACAACAGAAAUGCUCAAUAGUUUUGGUUUUUCUGCAAUCAGUGGAAUAAGAACCCUCAUUGAUAAGUCUCUAAUAGGAAAUUUGGAUGAUGAGUUACAUAUGCAUGAUCUACUAAUAGAAAUGGGUAAAGAAAUUGUUCGUCGAACUUCUCCUAAGGAGCCUGGUAAACGUACUAGAUUAUGGGAGCAACAAGAUAUCUGUCAUGUACUGGAAAAAAAUACGGGAACUGAUGAAGUGGAAGUCAUAGACUUUAACUUGUCUGGCUUAAAGGAAAUAUGUUUUACCACUGAAGCCUUUGGCAAUAUGAGCAAACUUAGAUUGCUCGCGAUCCAUGAAUCUAGCCUAUCCGACGACUCUGAAUGUAGCUCCAGAUUGAUGCAAUGUCAAGUGCACAUUUCUGAUGACUUCAAAUUUCAUUAUGAUGAGUUGAGGUUCCUACUGUGGGAAGAAUAUCCUCUGAAAUCAUUGCCAUCUGAUUUUAAGUCCCAGAAUCUUGUGUACCUCUCCAUGACUAAAAGCCACCUUACUCGGCUCUGGGAAGGAAACAAGGUUUUUAAAAACUUAAAAUAUAUUGAUCUUAGUGACUCUAAAUACCUGGCAGAAACUCCGGAUUUCUCAAGGGUCACCAAUCUUAAAAUGUUGAGUUUUGAAGGUUGUACACAGUUGCAUAAAAUUCACUCGUCUCUUGGAGAUUUGGACAAACUCUGUCGCUUGAAUUUCAAAAACUGCAUAAAUCUUGAGCAUUUUCCAGGCCUGGAUCAGUUGGUAUCCCUUGAAGCUCUCAAUCUCUCUGGUUGCUCAAAGCUAGAGAAGUUUCCGGUUAUCUCACAGCCCAUGCAUUGCUUAUCCAAGCUCUGUUUUGACGGGACUGCUAUAACAGAACUCCCCUCCUCAAUUGCUUAUGCCACCAAGCUUGUUGUGCUGGAUUUACAAAAUUGCGAAAAGCUCCUGAGUCUUCCAAGCAGCAUUUGUAAAUUGGCACAUCUUGAGACCCUUUCUCUUUCUGGCUGCUCAAGACUUGGAAAACCUCAAGUAAACUCAGACAACUUGGAUGCUUUGCCAAGGAUCUUGGAUCGACUUUCUCAUCUACGGGAGCUUCAGUUGCAAGAUUGCAGGAGCCUUCGAGCAUUGCCACCACUUCCAUCAAGUAUGGAACUUAUAAAUGCAAGUGAUAAUUGCACAUCACUUGAGUACAUCUCCCCUCAAUCAGUUUUCCUAUGUUUUGGAGGCUCUAUAUUUGGUAAUUGCUUCCAACUGACCAAGUAUCAAAGUAAGAUGGGGCCUCAUUUACGGAGAAUGGCAACCCAUUUUGACCAAGAUAGAUGGAAGUCCGCUUAUGAUCAACAAUACCCAAACGUUCAGGUGCCAUUCAGUACUGUUUUUCCUGGAAGUACAAUACCUGAUUGGUUCAUGCAUUAUAGUAAGGGGCAUGAAGUCGAUAUAGAUGUAGAUCCAGAUUGGUACGAUAGUAGUUUCCUGGGUUUUGCACUUUCUGCUGUUAUAGCACCCAAGGAUGGGUCCAUUACAAGGGGUUGGUCCACCUACUGUAACUUGGAUUUACAUGAUCUUAAUUCCGAAUCCGAAUCCGAAUCCGAAUCCAGUUGGGUAUGUUCCUUUACUGAUGCUCGUACUUGCCAACUUGAAGAUACGACAAUUAAUUCAGAUCAUCUGUGGCUGGCCUAUGUACCAUCGUUUUUGGGCUUCAAUGAUAAGAAAUGGAGUCGCAUUAAGUUUUCAUUUAGUACAAGCAGGAAGUCCUGCAUUGUGAAGCAUUGGGGAGUUUGUCCAUUGUACAUUGAAGGUAGCAGUGAUGACAACUAUAACCGUGAUGGCGAUUAUUCCAGUGGGAGAUGCUGCUUGAAUGAGGGCCUUGGAGUGCAGACUAGUAGUGACAACAACAUUGAUGAUGAGGGGAAUGCUUGUGGAAGUGUCCUUGAUGAUCUACGUGAAUGGGGAUUAGAAGAUAUCAUAAUCAGGAGAAGCCCUGAAGAUGACCAACCCAGUGGACAGGUCUAUGAAGAUGCGAAUGGCACACAUGCCUGGAACCAAGAAAGGCUUCGGAUGCAGCCAAACCCUCUCAUAGCACAGACUAGUUAUGGCCAGUACACUCAUGAAAGGAAUCCUGCUAAAAGUGUCCUUGAUUAUCGCUAUGAAUCCACAUUUGAAGAUGGCAUAGUCAGGAUGAGAAGCCUUCUUGAGGAGUACCCCGGAGUAAUUGGUUUCUCUCCUACUGACUCACACUCCUGGGACCAAGAAAGGCUUGGGAGGCAGCCAAACCCUCCCAUAUCCAACAGUGAGACUGGGUUUUGGAUUUGUAUCACUAUUUUUAGCUUCUUCUUUCUUGCUCACAUUUUCCAUUCCGCUUCAUUUCGGAUCUCGCCACUUCUCGGCGUGUUACUCUUGCUUUUUAUCUUUAGUCGGCUAUAG